Messenger RNA from Lachancea fermentati, 1230 nucleotides. The record is from the annotation of a GenBank genome assembly. Lineage: Eukaryota; Fungi; Ascomycota; Saccharomycetes; Saccharomycetales; Saccharomycetaceae.
AUGAAAAGGCUUGCCAACACCAGCCGGGCUGCACGCCGAUCUUUACCCCAAAGGAUGUUGAAAAGGCUUAUAGUGCCAUCUAGCGAUGCCCCGAAGAAUUCUGGCUGGAAACAAUGGUUUGAGCAUUUACAGGGAAACAACGUCGCCAAAAUGAAAGAACUACAAUCGUCAUUAAUGAAAGACUUAAAAAUAGACGGAGAAUUCCAUAAUGAACUUUUAAUGGGUGAAAUAAAUCAGUGGCAUUUUAGAAAUGAUAGAGCAACAAUUGCUACGCCAACGCUUCUCUUACAUGGUUACGCUGCAACUUCGAUGGCUUUCUACAGAAAUUUUUCAGGCUUGAGCAAAUAUAUCAAAGAUCUUUAUGCGAUCGACCUUCCCGCUAAUGGACUUUCUUCAACAUUGCCUUUGGAUAUUCAUUAUCCAAGGGCUCUUCCAUUGAAAGUGAAGAUCAAAGACGACCACUUUAGGCUUCCUUAUACUAUCGAUGCCAUGCAUAAUAAAUGCCUGAUACAAAAUUUUGAGGACUACUAUCUGGAUGCUUUAGAGCAGUGGAGAAUCGACAAUAAAUUAGAUCAAAUAAACAUUGUGGCACAUUCGUUUGGUGGUUAUCUGUCAUUCAAAUACGCCGUAAAGUAUCCUCACUCGGUGAAAAAGCUUUGCCUUGUUUCUCCUCUUGGAGUUGAACGGAGUAUAUACUCUAUUAACAACCAAUGGAGGAGCAAUAUGAAUUAUAGAAUAGAUUAUGAUAAUCCCUCUUCGAAAUUUUAUUGUAAGAAAAUGGCCCCGAUUCCAAAGAUUAUUUUUGAAAAUCAAACUAGGCUGUUGCGCUGUUUAGGUCCCUUAGGUGCUAAGCUUUGUUGGAACUAUAUUACGGCUGCUUAUUCGAGAGUUCCAGGCGACAAAUACAAAGAGUACAUAUUCGAAUUGUUUUACAGUAAAACAGGAAUCACAUCGACCGCUAUGGAUAUUUUUACGAGUUUGUUUGAGCGUAAUCUUUUGGCUAAAGAUCCUUUAUUGGAUGCGGUUUGCCACCUUCAUACAGAUAGUUUAAUGGCGAUUUACGGAGAACACGACUGGAUGAACAAGGCGGCCGGUUUCGAAUUGAUAAGAGAGGCUGAAGAAAAGGGAAUUCGUGCGAUUUACAGUGAGGUAGUAUCUUCUGGGCAUAACCUCUUUUUAGACAACCCUUUAGAGUUCAAUUCACAGGUGGUAGAUUUCCUCAACGAAUAG